AUGUUGAGUAUAGACGCCAAGCCUGUAGACACCAAGCCUGUAGACACCAAGGCUGUAGACACCAAGCCUGUAGACACCAAGCCUGUAGACACCAAGCCUGCAGACACCAAGCCUGUAGACACCAAGCCUGUAGACACCAAGCCUGUAGACACCAAGCCUGCAGACACCAAGCCUGUAGACACCAAGCCUGUAGACGCCAAGCCUGUAGACACCAAGCCUGUAGACACCAAGCCUGUAGACACCAAGCCUGCAGACACCAAGCCUGUAGACACCAAGCCUGCAGACACCAAGCCUGUAGACACCAAGCCUGUAGACACCAAGCCUGCAGACACCAAGCCUGCAGACACCAAGCCUGCAGACACCAAGCUUGUAGACACCAAGCCUGCAGACACCAAGCCUGCAGACACCAAGCCUGUAGACACCAAGCCUGUAGACACCAAGCCUGCAGACACCAAGCCUGUAGACACCAAGCCUGUAGACGCCAAGCCUGUAGACACCAAGCCUGUAGACACCAAGCCUGUAGACACCAAGCCUGCAGACACCAAGCCUGUAGACACCAAGCCUGUAGACACCAAGCCUGUAGACACCAAGCCUGUAGACACCAAGCCUGUAGACACCAAGCCUGUAGACACCAAGCCUGUAGACACCAAGCCUGUAGAUAAGAACUGCUAUAUUCCAACAAAGAAAAACAGCUGCCAGGCCCUCAGCAUCGCAGAGUAG
Messenger RNA from Salvelinus fontinalis (brook trout), 720 nucleotides. RefSeq names its product salivary glue protein Sgs-3-like. Bases 1 to 720 code for a protein of 239 amino acids. Lineage: Eukaryota; Metazoa; Chordata; Actinopteri; Salmoniformes; Salmonidae. The transcript has 3 exons. The record is from RefSeq and is a predicted model, not a curated record.